CCUGAUCUCACGUCACACCGGAAACAAGCAGCCUGAGCGAUGCUGAAUCGUCAGCAACAACAACAAUAACAAGGGGAACCUUCCUGACUGGCAGCCGGACUCUGCCCGGUUUCUAAAUGAGCACAGCAAAGUUUAAAGUGGGCACCAGAGGAACAUAGAGCAGUCAUCAUGAAGUUAUAUGUGUUUCUGGUGAACACUGGAAUCACCCUCACAUUUGACACUGAGCUUGCUGUACAAACGGUGAAUGACCUUAAGCAUGCUAUUCAGACUAAAUACAAGAUUGCCGUUCAGCACCAGAUCCUUGUAGUAAAUGGAGGCGAAUGUAUGGCACCAGACAGGAGGGUCUGUAGUUACAGCGCUGGUACUGACACAAAUCCAAUAUUUCUGUUCAACAAAGAGAUGAUAUUGUGUGAGCGUCCUCCGGUUAUUCCCAGAACAACAUUUUCGGCAGAGAAUGAAAUGGAGCUAAAGGUUGAAGAGUCUCUCAUGAUGCCCGCUGUCUUUCACACAGUCGCCUCGAGGACGCAGCUUGCAGUGGAAAUGUACGAGGUUGCCAAGAAGCUUUGUUCGUUUUGUGAAGGGCUGGUUCACGAUGAGCAUCUUCAGCACCAGGGCUGGGCUGCCAUAAUGGCCAACCUAGAAGAUUGUACACAUUCAUACCAAAAACUGCUUUUCAAGUUUGAGAAUGCAUAUUCAAAAUAUAUACAGUCAAUAGAUGAUAUUAAAGUGAAAUUAACUAAUCUAGGAACUGCUGUUUCCGUCAUGGCCAAGAUUCCGCUGCUAGAGUGCCUAACACGACACAGCUAUAGGAUGUGUCUAGAUAGGUUGAUUUCCUCUGUGGAAGGGGAUAUCGAUGAACUGGAGAAUGAAAAGACUGCUGAAUUAGUGCAAUGUGGUGAAGAAACAAAACUAAAAAAUAUGGCUUUGCUAGCUUCUAUCAAUACAUCCGGGGAACGUACAACACAGGAAGUGCAUGACAAUCGUAUUGAGCAAGAAACUAUGGAUUCUUAUGGUCAGGAUUCAGACAUUUUAGAGGGACAUUUGACUACAGAAGGCCCGUUUAAUGUUUCCCUGUUGGACUGGAUAAAUGUGCAAGAUCGCCCAAAUGAUGUGGAAUCGUUGGUCAGGAAAUGUUUUGACUCUAUGAGCAGACUGGAUCCCCGAAUAAUUCAGCCAUUUUUGGCAGAAUCCCGUCAAACAGUUGCCAAACUGGAUAAUCAAAACAUGAAAGCCAUUAAGGGGCUUGAAGAUAGGCUGUAUGCACUGGAUCAGAUGAUUGCUAGCUGCAGUAGAUUGGUUAAUGAACAAAAAGAACUUGCUCAGGGAUUUUUAGCCAAUCAGAAGCGGGCUGAAAACUUGAAGGACCCCUCCGUGUUACCAGAUUUGUGUUUGAGCCAUGCAAAUCAAUUAAUGAUUAUGUUAACAAACCACAGAAAACUGCUGGACAUCAAGCAGAAAUGUACCACUGCCAAACAGGAGCUUGCCAACAAUUUACAAGUUCGACUAAAGUGGUGCUGCUUUGUAAUGCUGCAUGCUGACCAAGAUGGGGAAAAAAUUCAGGCUUUGUUCCGACUUUUAAUGGAGCUUCUUGAAAGGGUCAAAAUAGUUGAGGCGUUGAGUACAGUUCCUCAAAUGUAUUGCUUGGCGGUGGUUGAGGUCGUCAGGAGGAAAAUGUUUGUAAAACACUACAGAGAGUGGGCAAAUGCUCUAGUAAAAGAUGGAAAAUCGCUUUAUGAAAAUGAAAAGGCAAAAAGGGAAACAUUUGGGAAAUUGUUUAGGAAAUCUUAUUUAAGAAAUCGUCUCUUUCGAGGACUUGACUCUUGGCCUUCAUCUUUCUGUACUCGAAAGCCAAGGAAAUUUGAUAGUGAGCUUCCUGAUAUAUCUGUAAAUGACCUCCAGUUUUUGCAGUCACUUUGUCCUCCAGAAGUGCAACUUUUCCUCAGGGUACCCUUACUUUGUGAUUUUGAGCCUCUGCACCAGCAUGUCCGUGCUCUCCACAACCUGGUGAAAGCUGCACAAAGUUUGGAUGAAAUGUCUCAGACUAUUACAGAUCUGUUAAAUGAACAAAAGGUGUCUAAUGGUCAAGUUUCACCACAGUCUGCCACUACACCAAGGAUUGAAAGUGCAGCUGAAGCUACAACUACUACCUCAUCCAAAUCCCCUCCAUCACUUAGUCUUCAGGGUCCCAUUUGUCCAUCUGUCUCCAUUCCAGCACCUUUAGAAGAGUUGUCUCCAGAUAGCAUUGAUGCUCAUACAUUUGAUUUUGAGACGAUUCCCCAUCCACAUAUUGAGCAAUCGCUUAAACAGGGUUCCUUGGACUUAGACUCAUUAACGGAUAGUCCCGAAUCUGACUUUAUGUCUGCUGUUAAUGAAUUUGUUAUAGAAGAAAAUCCAGUGUCCCCUAAUAUUAGCGACACACAAAGUCCAGAAAUGAUGGUGGAGUCCCUUUAUUCAUCCGUCAUAAAUGCUAUUGACAGCAGGCGUAUGCAAAACACAAAAGGUGGUAAACACGACAGUGCCGAAAACAUAUCUUUGAAAGCUUGUGUGGACAGAUGCAAAGUCGUUGCUCAAGAAUCGCAAGCCAAUUUGCGGAAUUUUAGAGAAGAGCUUUGCCAAUUAAAAAUACUUGUACAAAAGGAGCAGAGUGAAUUUGCCAGUGCUAUUAAAUCUGUUUCUGCAGAGAUCCUAAAAAUGGUUCAACAUGCUAAUGCCUCUCUUGAAAACGCAUUGAAAGAGAAACAUUUUGAGGAAUUGCAGCUUUUAGAAAAAUCUUAUGAAAAGCGACUGCAGCUGUCAAAGGAAGACCUCAAUGUAAACGAGGAAGUCAUAAAACAGCUGAAAAAUGAUAUUACAGGACUAAAAGAAGAUUUGCAAACUAAACAAACGGAGGUUGCUGCUGUCAAAAGUGAAAAUGAAACCUUUCUUCACUUACAAAAUGAAAGAGAUCAGAAAAUGAUCCAUCUGGAAAGUGCCAUGAGGGAACAAAUGUAUGAAAUGCAAACGCUUAAAGAGUCCCGAGAAACAACCUUAGAGGACUUAAAGAAACUUCAUGCUGAGAACGAAGAAAAACUUAGACUUCUCAAGGAGGAGUUCAAAGUUUUAGAGCAAACACACCUCAAAGAAUUAGAAGAUCAUUUACAACUCAGGCAUGCGCAAGAACUUGAAGAUGUAAAAGUGGAAAAUAAAUGCUGCAUAGAAAAACUGCAGUUAGAAAAUAAACAAAAAGUGGGCCAGUUGCAGGAAUCUUCUGCAGCUGUGGUCAAGGAUAAAGAUUUUCAACUUCAAGAACUAAACCUUAGAAUUUCAGAACUUUCUGAUAUUAGAUGUAAAUUAGAAGUGGAGUUGGCACUUAAAGAAGGGGAAGUUGAUGAAAUGAAAUUAAUAAUGGAAGAAAACAAAGCACAGCAGCAGGACACUUUGAAUUACCAAGUUGGUGAGGAGACGGAAAUACUAAAAAAAGAGAUUAUUCGCUUAAAUAAUGUGAUAAAAAAUCAGAAAGGGGAACAUGAACAGGGACUGGAAGAGCUCAAAAUAUUAUUGACAAUGGAGAAAGAACAAUGUAUUUCUCAGAUGCUGUAUAGUCACGAAGCGCAAACCAAAUCAUUACAAAGAGACAGUAGUACUUUGACCACUGCCCAUCAGCAAGCACUAGAAAGAGAAAGUAGGCUUCGAGAAGAACUAAAUGUCUUACAAACUAAAUUAGAAGACACUUUGAAAGUACUUGAAACACAAACUGAGCAGCAUGAAAAGGCUGUAAAGGAACAGAAAGAGAUGUAUGAAGCUACUAUACAAAAACUUGAAGAAGAUCGAGAACAGAAGCUUGAAAAGGAAACCUUGCCACAGAAGUUUACAUGUGAAAAAGAAGAUGCAGCGCAUCUCAGUGUUAAAGACUUUGAGUUGCAUAUGCAGAAUGUUGAAAAAGAACUCUCAGAAAAAGUACAGCUCCUUCAACAACAAUUUGGCAAGAGUCCCCCUGGAGCUACAUAUAGUUUGAUCUCUGAACUCCAGGAAACGCUUCAGCAUGGAAAACAGUUAUUCGUUGAGCAUAUUGACCUGCAGGAGAGAAGAAAGGCUGAGGAGCUACAGAGCCUCAGGAUAUCCCUAAUUGCAGAGCAGCAGACGAACUUUAACACCGUUUUGACAAGAGAGAAAGUAAAGAAGGAGAAUAUAAUUUGUGACCUCAGUGAAAAACUAAAGAGUGUUACACUACAGCAAGACAGAGAUAAGGCAUUAAUUGAAACUCUAUCUGAAGACCGAGCACAUUUAUUGCAAGAGAAGAAGAAGCUAGAAGAGGACGUUGGCAAGCUUCAGAGUCUUGUGUCUUCAACUCACAUGGUUUUUCCUUCAGAGCCUGCUGGAGCUUGUGCACCUGACCCUUCUAGUGAAAUAAAUAGACCAGCUUAUGAUGCCACUGUUAUAGAGGAGGACAGAAUGGAACCCACUUUAGAUACCAGCAUGACAGCUGUACAAGAUACCAUUUUAUCUGAAGAAAAACAGAAGAUAUUGCUGUUAGAGAGAACGCUGCAAUUGAAAGAAGAAGAAAAUAAACGACUGAAUCAGAGGCUGAUGUCACAAAGCAUGUCAUCUGUGUCCUCAAGACAUUCAGAGAAAAUCGCUAUUCGAGACUUCCAGGUUGGAGAUUUGGUCCUUAUUAUCUUAGAUGAACGUCAUGACAAUUACGUCCUGUUUACAGUCAGCCCGACAUUGUAUUUCUUGCAUUCAGAGUCAUUGACUGCAUUAGACCUUAAACCAGGUGAGUACGCUUCUGGAUCAUCUAGAAGACCCUGGGUUCUUGGAAAAGUGAUGGAAAAAGAAUAUUGCCAAGCCAAAAAGGCUCAAAACCGGUUUAAAGUUCCACUGGGGACAAAAUUCUAUCGAGUGAAAGCAGUGCCAUGGAAUAAGAAAGUCUAACUGCCCUCUACCACUACUGUCAAGUUUUUCUUCUGGCUUCCUGGACAGUACUCAGCCCAAACACCUGGCCACCUUUUUCUACUAAGAUCAGAGUAGCAGUCCUCACUGGUGUUAUAUAAUUUUUCUAAGGGUUAUGUUGUAGAAAUGUACAUUUCAUCUGAGGAUUCUGCAUAUUUGUCCCAUUUUUUUCACCAAAAGUACUUAGAAAUGUGGACCAAGGGAAAUUCAUUUUUUUUCCAAGCAACAUAUGAUAAUGCAUCAUGUUUUUACCAUACUUUUCUGCCUGUUCAAUAUAAAUUAGCUUGUACCUAGAUGUUAAAUGUUAGUUACCAUUAUUACCAGCAUUUGUCUCUAAAGUGAAACACAUUUAUUCGCACUAUCGGCACUCUUCAACACAACCAUAAUAAUCUGUACAAAUUUGGCAACAGAGGAGAGUGUAUUAUGGCAUGCAGAUAAUCACCAUUUUCUUUAAUAUAAGUUUGCCUCCAUAAAGAAGUAAGAUAUCUAUAGGCCUAUGUCUCUUUACUUAAAUAUGGCUUGUUAAUAUGAAAAAGGAAAAAAAAUGCAGAUAAAAAAAUAAUUUUACUGGCUGGUCGCAGCUUUUCAAUGCACUUUUGAUUAAAUGAUUUAUUUAUGGGCUGUUCUGAAGGAAAGAAUGUAUACAGCACUAAAUGGUAUAAAUGCUGAAACAAAACCCAGCCAUAGAGAAACCUUUUAUUAUGUUCAGUAAAUUCUGUUGAUACAACUGUAUUUUAUUGAUUGAGUUUCAGACAAAAGAACUUCAUUGUACAUUAACCAUACUUAAGUAACAAAAUAUUGUAUUGCAAAAACAUGUAGAGUUUUAAAACAAUAAAGAUUUAAAACUGUAAAUGUUUGAAAAUCUGUCUUUUAAAGAUGCAUUCUGUAAAUAUAAUUAAAAAAAACACAUUAUUGUGCAUAAUUUUAUUCAUGCAUCUAAGUUAUGUGAAAUGUUAUGCUCUAGUAAUGUUUUCCAAUAAAACG
Messenger RNA from Nanorana parkeri, 5913 nucleotides. RefSeq names its product RB1 inducible coiled-coil 1 (gene RB1CC1). Lineage: Eukaryota; Metazoa; Chordata; Amphibia; Anura; Dicroglossidae. Gene Ontology annotation, cellular component: Atg1/ULK1 kinase complex; phagophore assembly site membrane; extrinsic component of membrane. Gene Ontology annotation, molecular function: protein kinase binding; molecular adaptor activity. The coding region runs from base 169 to 4911 and encodes 1580 amino acids. The transcript is spliced from 23 exons. Gene Ontology annotation, biological process: positive regulation of protein phosphorylation; autophagy of peroxisome; autophagosome assembly. The record is from RefSeq and is a predicted model, not a curated record.